AUGGCAUUAGUUCCAGCAUCAUGUCAAGACUUAAUACAAGUAUUACCUACUCAACAUCAUCAAAAUUUAAUUGAAGUUUAUAAUCGUAUACCUGGUAGUCUCCUGAAUUUCUUACAGAAGCAAGACGUGGUGAAAGUGAUCAGUUUCGAUGAUACUAUUUCUGUUUCUGGAAAUCUUGGACCUGAAAAAAAGAAAACUUGGGAUACAUUUCGUAUGAACUUACGGAGUUCCGUGCAACAGAAAUUAAAUCAGUACAAUGUAAAAGAAAUCAAAGCAGAAGAACUUAGUGACUAUAUAUCAAAUGAAUAUUUGAAAAAAUGUCCAAUGUGGGCUAAACCUGGUGAAAAUCUAUCAGCAAUUGUUCAACUCAAUAAAUCUUUCGUCGAUGAAUGUUCUCGAAAGAUUAACGCAUAUAUGUAUGCCCGGAUAACUGAAGAAUGUGAAAAUAAUUGGCUUAGUACUGAUUAUUAUAAAUAUUCUUAUUAUUUAUCAUUGGAGUUAAAAGGUAUAGUAAUAGACAAAACUCGUGCAUUGGAAUUUUGUGAACUUGUUUCACGAGAUGUUCAAUUGGCAAUUGAACAGAUUCAAACACAAACUCAAUUAACCUGGGGAAGUUUCGUCCGAAAUCGUUGA
Messenger RNA from Rotaria sp. Silwood1, 633 nucleotides. Lineage: Eukaryota; Metazoa; Rotifera; Eurotatoria; Philodinida; Philodinidae. The record is from the annotation of a GenBank genome assembly.